Messenger RNA from Nematostella vectensis (starlet sea anemone), 1991 nucleotides. RefSeq names its product coiled-coil domain-containing protein 148. The record is from RefSeq and is a predicted model, not a curated record. The transcript has 12 exons. Lineage: Eukaryota; Metazoa; Cnidaria; Anthozoa; Actiniaria; Edwardsiidae. Bases 79 to 1923 code for a protein of 614 amino acids.
CUUGUUUUCUCGCGGUAUCAGCGCGAUUUUAUAAAAUACAAGGGAAGCUGAUGGUCGUUAUUAAAUCGUGGAGAUGUUAUGAGUGGUAGAGAUUUAAGGAAGUUUCUGAACUUCCAUCGAGAUGCGAUAGGAUCGUCAGAUAAUUCAUUAGUGACCCGAGUGACAGAAGGCCAUAGAAGCAGUCGCUACAAGCCCAUAGACUAUGCCAAGCUACAGGCCUUUACCCAGAUUAAAAGAGCAGCUGGGAACCGCACCUUGCAAAAGAUUGAACAGAUUACACAAGCUCGUAAACAAACAAAGGAGCAAAACUUAUUGCAACAGCACAAAGCAUGCUGGUCAAAAGAGCAAAUCAAGUUAGCAAGCUUGCAGAAGAAGUAUCAGAACGAGCUGGAUGGGAUACGCCCAGGAAGCCCUUAUAGCUAUCAUUCAAUUGUAGAGUUCUUUAGAGAAUUGGAAAUCUAUGAAGACUUGCUCAGUGAGGAAAUGAAAGAUUUCAAGAAGAAGACUGUAGACCCAGUAUGGGACCUGCGUGAGGAUUUGCAGUUCUGGUUGGGGGAAAACAGAGAAAGAUUGAUUUUAGGUGAAGCAGAUCGCGACCAUGCAGAAGUAAUGGAUGUUGUAAACUCUGUAAAAAUACAACAACAGCAAGUGAUGGGAAAACUUGAGCAUGAACAGCGACAGCUUGAAGCAGAGCUUGAGAGCUCUCCCUUUCAACUCCUGGUAGCUCCUGGUCCUUCCUCGGAAGUGCGGGUAAUUAAAACUGGUAUCCCCGAAGAAGCUUUGAACCUUGAGUGUCCAGAUGUUGACUUUCGUGAGUCUGUUCUGCAAGAGUUUCUCUUACUGGAUAAGAAGUAUGAGUCCUACCUGGAAUAUCUGGCCCUCAAGUACUCUGGUGCUGACAGUUCUGACAUAGGGGGUUGGACGAAAGAAGAUCAUUUCCACUUCAUGUGUAUUCUGGAGCAAUACCCACCAGAGUUACCAAACAGGAGAAUGCUCUACAUUGAUAGGAUGCUACGGGAAAUACCCCACAAGACUAGAGCUGAACUGGUCCAGCAUGAGAAAUGGUGGAUGGCACACAAGUUCUACCAUGAGCAACGCUUGAGCUCAUUACGAGCCUGGUCUAAUGAUCGUGAAGAUUUACUAUUGAAGGCCAAGGUGACGUUUUUAGAAGCCUUAGCAGCCCACGAGGAAGCCGUCAACAAAGAGAUAACUAGACAAAGGCAGCAGCAAAUUUGCCAAGAGCUUUACGAAAAGGUUUUAGCAUUCAGGGAGCAAAAACUUGAAGCACUCAGACUUCAGUCAGCAAUCGCUGCCAGAAAAGAGGAAGAAGAACGAGAAAUGGUUAAGGCUCUUCGUGAGAGGGAGGCAAAAAGAAGAGAACAAAUCCAUGAAAAGAUACAAAAGUAUGAAGACCAGAAGGCCAGACAGAGAAGAGAGGAAGCAGAACGUGAGGCCAUUAGACUGGCAGAGAUCCAAGCACAACUUGAGGAACAAGCCAAGCUUGACAGAGAAAGGGUUAAGUUCAGAGAAGAAAAACAGAAGGAAAAAGAAGAAGCAAGGCAAAGAGCCCAUGAAGCUGCGCUAGAGGCCGAACGGGAGAAAGAGCAAAGACUUGACAGUCUUAGAGAAAUGGUUCAAGUUCAUGUUGAAAAUGAUCCUGAACGAGUGUUCAAACAAACAGAGGCCACCCUAGCAAGACUGGCAAGUGCCUAUGAUGAGGAAACAGAGUUACAAAAACCUCUUUUUACUGUGUAUGGUUAUGAGGAUAGGAAGGUAUCUAGUGACCCAAGAUUAAAGGUAGAGCAAGCCCUUAGAAAUGCAGGACUCCAUUCCACUGAUUACGCCCGUAGAAUACUAGCGACAGUGAAACCCCCUCAGCAACCACGCAAGGACCAGCAAUCAACAUUAUUCAAGGACAACUAAAACACAUCUACACAGGUCAAUAGGAACCUUAUCGUGAAUGUCAAUGAUGCUUCCUCUGCAUGCGAAAA